Nannospalax galili (Upper Galilee mountains blind mole rat) is the source of this 3152-nucleotide messenger RNA. RefSeq names its product zinc finger protein 189 (gene Znf189). Bases 321 to 2210 code for a protein of 629 amino acids. NCBI's taxonomy places the organism in Eukaryota, Metazoa, Chordata, Mammalia, Rodentia, Spalacidae. Gene Ontology annotation, biological process: regulation of DNA-templated transcription. The record is from RefSeq and is a predicted model, not a curated record. The transcript is spliced from 4 exons.
UGAAGGUUCCGGGUGACGCCUUCGGGUCCGGGGGCGGAUGGUCGCAGUGCUGCUUGGCUGUGAGGAGGAACUGGCAGCCGGGACUCGACUCUUGCAAGGCCUGGAAGGCUGCGCAGCGGAGCCGGAGAGAGGGCUUGGGGUAGGGGGAAAGCCAGGCACAAAGUCUGAUAUGCUCCCGGGAACGUGACCGCUCAGGAAACCGAGGCAGGACCUGGCCGGACCCAGCAAGGGAGCCCGUCGUGGCCAAGCCUAAUUUCCAGCCUCCGGCUAGGCCUCUAUAGAGCCCCUUUUCUGUGUGGCCCCUAUUGCCUGUCGAGGAGAUGGCAUCCCCAAGUCCCCCGCUGGAGCCAAAGGAAGAGUGGGAUUAUCUGGAUCCAGCUCAGAGAAGUCUGUAUAAAGAUGUCAUGAUGGAGAGUUAUGGAAACCUGGUCUCGCUGGAUCCUUUGCUUGGGGGACCUUACUCAGGUCAUCAGCUGCCACUAUGUUAUGAUGUUUUAAACAGAGAUAAGGACGAAGAACCAACUGUGAAACAAGAAAUGGAAGAAAUCGAGGAACACGUGGAACCACAGGGUGUAAUAGUUACAAGAAUCAAAAGUGAAAUUGACCAGGAUCCUAUAGGUAGAGAAACCUUUGAACUUGUUGGUAGGUUAGAUAAACAAAGAGGUAUCUUCUUAUGGGAAAUACCACGGGAAUCUUUGACCCAGGAACAGAAAAUGUUUAGAGGAAACACUAACAUUAUCCGUAAGAGACCAAACUCUGAAGAGAAAUGUCAUAAAUGUGAAGAAUGUGGGAAGGGCUUUGUCCGCAAGGCCCAUUUCAUUCAACAUCAAAGGGUCCAUACUGGUGAGAAACCUUUUCAAUGCAAUGAAUGUGGAAAAAGUUUUAGUCGCAGUUCAUUUGUUAUUGAACAUCAGAGAAUUCACACUGGGGAAAGGCCCUAUGAGUGUAAUUACUGUGGGAAAACCUUCAGUGUGAGCUCAACCCUUAUUAGGCAUCAGAGAAUACACACUGGAGAAAGGCCUUACCAGUGUAAUCAAUGUAAACAGAGCUUCAGCCAGAGAAGAAGCCUUGUAAAACAUCAAAGGAUUCACACAGGUGAGAAACCCCAUAAAUGUAGUGACUGUGGGAAAGCGUUCAGUUGGAAGUCACACCUUAUAGAGCAUCAGAGAACUCACACUGGUGAGAAACCCUAUCACUGUACCAAAUGUAAGAAAAGUUUUAGUCGAAACUCAUUGCUUGUUGAGCACCAGAGAAUUCAUACUGGGGAAAGACCUCAUAAAUGUGGUGAAUGUGGGAAAGCCUUUAGGCUAAGUACAUACCUUAUUCAACACCAAAAAAUCCACACUGGUGAGAAACCUUUUCUUUGUAUUGAAUGUGGAAAAAGCUUCAGUCGGAGCUCCUUCCUUAUUGAACAUCAGAGGAUCCAUACUGGUGAACGGCCUUACCAAUGCAAAGAAUGUGGGAAAAGUUUCAGUCAACUUUGCAACCUUACUCGUCAUCAGAGAAUUCACACAGGAGACAAACCCCACAAAUGUGAGGAAUGUGGAAAAGCCUUCAGUAGAAGCUCAGGUCUUAUUCAGCACCAGAGAAUACACACCAGGGAAAAGACUUACCCAUGUAAUGAAACUAAGGAAAGUUUUGAUCCAACUUGCAGUCUUGUUAUGCAGCAGGAAGCCUACCCUAAGGAAAAAUCUUAUAAAUGUGAUGAAUGUGGGAAAACUUUCAGUGUUAGUGCUCAUCUUGUACAACAUCAAAGGAUCCACACUGGUGAAAAGCCUUACCUGUGUACUGUUUGUGGGAAAAGCUUUAGUCGAAGUUCAUUCCUCAUUGAACAUCAGAGAAUACACACUGGUGAGAGACCUUAUCUGUGUAGACAGUGUGGCAAAAGUUUUAGUCAGCUUUGUAAUCUUAUUCGACAUCAGGGUGUUCACACUGGUAAUAAACCCCAUAAAUGUGAGGAAUGUGGGAAAGCCUUUAGCAGGAACUCUGGUCUUGUUCAACAUCAGAGAAUACACACAGGAGAGAAACCUUAUAGGUGUGAGAAAUGUGACAAAAGUUUUAGUCAGCAACGCAGCCUUGUCAACCAUCAGAAGAGUCACACAGAGGUGAAAACCCAAGAAAUUCAUGAAUGUGAUGCUUGUGGUGAAGCCUUUGAUUGUCAGAUUUCUCUAAUUCAGCAUCAAAAAUUGCAUAUUAUGUGGAUGCAGUAAACUUAGAGACAUUUGUAUGCUCAAAUUUGAGAAUAGCUACCGAAGUGCAGUUAGUGUCAUUCAACAUGGGUCAAUAUUAGUGAUAAAGUAAAUUCUCCUUGGCCUCACACAAAUGGUUUCUGAAUAUUCUGUGAAUAGUAGACAGUGCCCAUGGGCAGUUGACUUAUAAUCACUUUCCUUUCAUAGUCACAGAGAAAAGCUCAUUGAUUUAUAUAAGCGUCUUUAACAUUUCAGUAGAGUUGAACUGAGGUGCAGAGUAUGUGAGAGAUAGUCUGAAGGACAAAGUUAACAAUACAAGGGAACUGGAAGCAGCCGAUAUUUGAAAACUGAGAAUUGUAAUUCAAGGAGUCCUCAAUUACCACCUUAUAGUUGUCUUUCAUUUCCAUAACAUUUGGUUAUACACGGCCAAAACCGUGUGAUAUGUAAGUUGUGCAAAUGCAGAUCCUUUCAAAGCCAGCAUAACAAAGUUUUGUCAUUUAAGAAAGUUGGUUGGCAAUUGAGUUAGUGAAGGCAGACAUAACAGUGCUUCCCAGGCUAAGUGAGUGAAUCAUUAACUUGUAAAGAUAUUUUGUAAGUAAUUGAACCAAUAAAGGUAUUACCAAGGAAUCUUUGGGAGUGCCUUCCCCUGACCUCCAAAAGGUAGAAGAUUCUGGGUUUUUGUGAUGUCCUAUCUGUGAAAGCUAUUUGUAAUACUAUAUGGAUAUAAGCUUAUUCCUGCAUAACCAGGAGCAUGUGAGAGUGUACAUAUUUUGGUUACCAAGAUUUGGAAAUUGAAAAAAGGAAGUUUAUGCUCAGAAUCUGAGAUAUUUUGGAAUUGUUUCAGGUUUAUGGUAGAUUUUGCAUGCAAUUUUUAAAUCCUUGUUUCCAAUUCCAAGGCAUCCCUUAGUUAAUAGUUACACAUCUAUCCAUCUAUUUUAGUCAUUAAAAAUGAUUUGGGAUUUU